Messenger RNA from Aedes albopictus (Asian tiger mosquito), 893 nucleotides. It is a transcript of the gene c12.1, whose product is annotated as protein CWC15 homolog. NCBI's taxonomy places the organism in Eukaryota, Metazoa, Arthropoda, Insecta, Diptera, Culicidae. The transcript has 2 exons. Gene Ontology annotation, biological process: mRNA cis splicing, via spliceosome. Gene Ontology annotation, cellular component: catalytic step 2 spliceosome. Gene Ontology annotation, molecular function: RNA binding. The coding region runs from base 121 to 822 and encodes 233 amino acids. The record is from RefSeq and is a predicted model, not a curated record.
AACGUCAACGUGAGGUAAACAUUUCACAUUCGCUUUGUGUUUCGCACGCACAAAAUCUCCCCAGAAAAGUGAAAAACGUUUCCAUUUUAGUGCGAAAAUCCAACCUUCAAGUGCUCCAAAAUGACCACCGCAGCUCGGCCAACCUUCGAUCCGGCCCGUGGUGGCAGCGGUCGUGGCGAAAAAGAUCUGAGCGCCCUGUCCAAACAGUACAGCAGUCGCGAUCUGCCCGCUCACACCAAACUCAAGUACAGAGAUCCCGGUCAGGGCACCUCCGAGGAACUGCGCAGCCGUGACUUCCGUGAGGAGCUGGAGAAGCGCGAACGCGAGAGCAAAUCCGGAAAGGGUCCCUCUGCGGGUGGUGCCCCAUCGUCGGUGGUCCGGCGUGCGAUCGAAGCCAACAGCAGUGCAGGAGGAAGCAGCAGCAAGCGCCAGAAAGUCGACGCAACUCCGCAGAAUUUGGAUGCGGACGAUCCGGUCGACAGCGAGAAUUCGGAUUCCGACUCGGACGAGGACGACACGGCGGCCCUGCUGGCCGAGCUGAACAAAAUCAAACGGGAACGAGCGCAGGAGACGGCCAAAAAGGAACUGGAGAAACGCCAGGAGGACGAGAGGAUUCGGAUGGAAAAUAUCCUUUCGGGAAAUCCACUGUUGAACUAUGCGUCUACGGCGAAGGCGGAGCUGAAGGUAAAGCGACGGUGGGACGACGAUGUGGUGUUCAAAAAUUGUGCCCGCUCGGAGCCGGACAAGAAGACCAAUCAGUUCAUCAACGAUUCACUGCGGUCUGAGUUCCACAAGAAGUUUAUGGAUAAGUACAUCAAGUAAGUAGGUUUUAAGGUUUUUUAGGAUAAUCUUCUGCAUAACUAUAUAUGAACAAUUAUACCCUUUAUUAGUAU